This is a messenger RNA of Bacillus rossius redtenbacheri, 6239 nucleotides long. Its product is annotated as pineapple eye protein-like. NCBI's taxonomy places the organism in Eukaryota, Metazoa, Arthropoda, Insecta, Phasmatodea, Bacillidae. The coding region runs from base 241 to 3417 and encodes 1058 amino acids. The transcript is spliced from 17 exons. The record is from RefSeq and is a predicted model, not a curated record. Gene Ontology annotation, cellular component: nucleus.
UCAGACAGCCAUCUUUUUGUUUGGGUGAGUGUAAUAUUUAUUAUUAAGUUUCCGAAAUCUUUAUUGGAGAACGUUAACUGCUAUACGUAUGGAUAAUAAUUUCAAGUAAGGUUUCCAAAAUGGUAUUCGAGUUCCAGGCACUUUUUUGACUGAAUUCUCCAAACAACUUAAAAAUUUCAACAGUCCAAUACAAAACUGCACGAAAUUCAUUCUGACUUCCUUCACUCAAAUUAGUGCAGAAUGGCAGCCAUUAGCAUUCCAGUGCCAGAAGAACAGGAAAAUCCACCCGGCAACCCUGAUUUGAAGAUAUGCACAAACAAGAAUUGCAUGCUUUGCAAUGAAGACGGCAGCGACGAAUUUAACCUUGGAAAGUUGUAUGAGUUUAAAGGCAUUGUGGCACAUUACUACUGUUUGCUGUUGUCGUCGAACAUGCAGCAAAGAGGAGACGACACAGAGGGAAUUUUUGGUUUCCUGCCUGUGGACAUCCGCAAAGAAAUUGCUAGAGGACGGAACCUGAGAUGUUACUAUUGUAAAAUGAAGGGGGCUACGAUAGGAUGCUGUAGCAACAGAUGUAAGCGUGUAUUUCACCUACCAUGUGGCAGAAAAAAGGAUUCCCUCCACCAGUUUUUUGCGGAAUUCAGGUCCUACUGCGGGGAUCACCGGCCUCUGCUCAACGUGAAGAAUCUAGAGAUACCACACGAUUCUGUGUGCAACAUUUGUUUGGAAGUUUUCAAACCCAAACCGUCUAAAUCAACUAUUCACUCACUAUUAGCAUUUUGUUGCAAGAAAUGGUUCCACCGUGUUUGCAUACAGAGAUGUGCCUUGAACUCUGGCUAUUUCUUCAAGUGCCCAAUGUGUAAUAACAAGACACUGUUUCAGCGUGUGAUGCAAGACCACGGAAUAUUUAUUCCAGAGCAGGACGCAGCGUGGGAGCUGGAGCCGGGAGCCUACAGAGAACUGCUGGACCGCCACAACCAGUGCGACGCCAGGGUCUGCGUCUGCCCCAAGGGGAGGAACUUCAACUCCGCUGGAACUCGCUGGGCGGUGGUGCUGUGCUCGAGCUGUGGUUCCCAGGGCAUGCACGUGCGCUGCGGGAAGCUGGGCUUCAGGAGCCCCGCCUGGGAGUGCCCCGUCUGCGUCUCCGCCCACUCCCAGCACGGCCAGCCGGCUCACGGAGUUGAUGCUGCACAGUCCAACUCUGAGGCCAUUAUAGAAAUAGAAGACAGUGAUGAUGAUGAUGUGCAGCUUAUUUCAGUCAGCAUGGGUAAUCAAGAUACAGAAAGUGCAAUAGUGUGCAUCGAUGAUGAAGAAGGGAGCCCACUGCAGCUAAUCAAAUCAGACACAUUGCUUGCCACGCCUGGCGGGGGAGCAAUAUCGGUGAUGACUAUUGCUGCCUCUGACAAGAUACAAGAGGUGGUAGGAGACCUCAAUGUGGUGCACCAGCGGCGAAUGCCUGACCCUUCUCAGCCUACGCAACCAUCGCAACCUUCGCAACCUUCGCAACAUUCGCAACCUACGCAACCUUCGCAACCUUCGCUGAAAAUUGUGUCUGUGGUCGGUGGGGUGCAGAUCAGCGACGACGACGACGACGACGACAGCGACGUCGUAGUGGAGUCGGGUCCCUCCGAGCUGCCAGGCAGCAGGAGUGCGGCGGGCUCCCCGCCCUGCAAGAGGCUGAGGACCGCUGGCACGCCCCCGGUGCCUCACGCCGCCGCGCCGCCCGUGUCACUCUCGCUCGGCAUCACCAGUCAGAUGCAAAACAUGAUAAUAGUCAGUCCGGCCAGCUCUUCCCAGGGGCAGCAACCCCACCCGGAGCAGUUGCCGGCGUCACCCUCCCAGCAGCCGGUCGCAGGCAAGAAUCAGAACCAGAUGGGCCAUAUUUCAUUCCCGGUCCCCGGUAUGGACAGAGCCGGUGGUGUGAUCAACUUGCAGGUGAUGUUCCCACCCGGGGGCAUGAUUAACUUAGUCCAGACACCGUUUCCCGCCAACUCGUCGCAGAUGCCACAGGUUCCGACUUUCCAGUUGUUCCAAGGAAUGUUCCCUAAUACCAGUUUGCCCGUGUCCCCACAGAUGUCUCCCUCCGUGCCAGUUUCCUCUGCUCUCGCCUCAACCGUCUCUUCGCCCGUUUCCAAAGAGGUUCCUCGUUCGUCUCUCCUCUCCCAGCAAACAUGCUCCAUCACCACGACCUCUUCUCCUCAAACCGCGUCCGAAACAACGGUUUCUGCUCCUGAGCCUUCGCCGCUGCCGGCCGAGAAGACUCGGCAGGCCUCAUCCUCCCCGGCUCCAGCGCAGGCCGCAGAUGACGACGUGCAGUUCGUCAGUGAAUAUCCGUCAGACAUCAGCACGAGGAUGCUGCUCACUCCAGACCGUGACUCGCCGCUGAGGAGGCUACCUCAUUCCGCUCCGGAAAGUGAUGCGGGGACGGACGUGGCGAGCAGAAACACUCCCGACCAGAGUGACGUCUGCGGAGAACAAAGUUUCCAACCCCAAGGUUGUGCUUUAGGACAGUGCAUAAACACUAACAGAAACAUUAGGCUGGUCCAAAAUGAUGCGUCACCUGGAACCAGUUCGUCACCGCGGAGCGCCUGCAGUGGACAGAUCGGUGGGGCAGCGAGGGGGCGCGUCCUGGCAGACCAAGGCCAUCCUGCAGAGGCACCUGGCCUCCCAGAGACCCCCCCCACCGCGGGCCCCUCCGGCCGCCAGCGUCGCCGCUCCUCCGGCCACAGGUCACCUUGGUUCGAAAGUUCUGGAAAUAAUCGAACUCAACUAAUUCCUGCUUUUAUUCCAUUAAGUGACCUCAAAUUCAGCCAUCAGAGUGAUAGCAGCUUAAAGGUGGUUGUGAAGGAAGAAUUUGUGGUCCAUGUGACUAAAAGCUCAAGCUGUUUACAUAAAAAACCCAUUCGUCAUAGAUAUCAAAAUUUGCGGUACAUUACGGAAACCAGAAAAUAUUCAGGCCCGAGUUACCGACCACGGCAGUCGUCAACACAUUCCGCUGCUAGAAGUUCAAACUGUGUAAGUUUAUCUUCAAGUGUUAUCGGGGAAAGGCAAGUCAUGAGACCAAUAUCAGAUCCAAAAAACAGUAGUGCAUCUGUAACAGGGGCUGACAAAAGUGGUGCAGAAUCUAGUGAAGAUAAAAGACAGCAAGGGGAUUUAGAUUCUGCAGACAUUCCCACAAGUUCAGUAGACAGUUCGAAACCAAGUGUUUCUGGAGGUGGCCAGGAAAACAUAAGUCCUGGCAAGGCUUGUGAUGGAUUAAAUGUCAUGAUAGAGAAAUUGGAUCAUGAUGUGUUCAGAAAUGAAAGUGCCGUUAAUGUAGAUAGUUUUCGUAUUAAGGGAAUACGACAAUAUGGUAAAAGGAAAAGGAAAUAUUCACGCUUCAGAUUGAGUACCUACUCACAUAGGAGAAAAUGUCAAUAAAUUAUUUUACUUGACUAGUAGAUUGUACAAAAAGUAUAUUUUUUCUUUGAUCAUAUCUCAUAUGAAUUGUACAAUAUGUAUUAGGUUGUACAUGUUUAGUUUUAAGGAUGAUUCUGUAAAUUAAAUUUAUGUGCACCAGAAAAUUUUAUUUUGUGUUAUAAAGAGAUUUAUAUAAUGUGUGUUGGAGUACCCUUUGUGGAACAUAAACAUUAUUUUCCAAACAAAAAUUGUUACCAAAGUACAUUCAUAAUUUUAAAAUAAGUAUUGCUACUAAAUGUACCUCGGUAAAAAGGCAUUGUUUUACAUUUUAGUGUUAAAAUUUGGAAUGUUACCAAUAUGAUUUUGAAGUACUAUAAUGGCGUAAAGUAUUUCAGUAAAAAAAUUGGGUUAAAUUUUUGCUCUUAGAGAUAUGGAUAGGUUAUGUUUUGGUCUGUUGAUAGCUGCAAAGACAUGAAUGCAGCAUAAUUUUUUUCAUUGAUGGACCAUGAUAGAAACAUUACAGCUCAGUAUUCUGUUCUCAUUGUUUCAGACUAUUUUUAAACACUUACUCUUAUUUUAGUUAGUAUUGUUUUUUGCUCAUUGAGAAGGUAGGCACAUUUCUUGCCCAAAAAAUAACCAUCAAUGCUUUGAAAUACUGAGAAGUUUUAGUAUGGUACCUUGUCAGUACUAAACUUUAUGCUACCUGAUAUGAUAUUAUAUAUACUAGUAUAUAUUAAUGUGUAUUGUGAAAUUUCUGUUUAUAAUUUGAUAAUGUUCAUACUGAUGCUUGACAAACCUCUUGCAAAAGAAUGAGCUGCCAUAAUCAAAUGUGCCGCUGGUUAUUGACCUUUGUCUUCCCUCAACCCUCUCUCUUAUGUACUACUAAUCCAACAAUAAGUUUUAAGCCUUUUAGUUGGUUUAUUUUCAAAAGAGAAAAAAUUUGGAAGAUAUAGUAAGUAUCUCCAUGACGGUGCCAACAGGCAUCUUUUUUUAUUUCAUACAAACCGGGAUUAUUAUUUGAUUUUGGCUAAAAUCCUGAGUAUCAGCAAAAGUCUAUUGUGAAGUAUAUAAAUUUGAAUGGAACAGUAUUUCCAUCAUUGCAAAUAAAACUUUAGACAAUGUAGACUACUGCCAAGGUAUGUGCACACAGGGCGAUCGAGUGAAAAGAAUGCAUACAAUUAUUAUUAUGUGUAUAAAUCCACAUCUACGCCAGGGCAAGUUUCAUUUGAUAUGCCAUAGAUGAGACUGACAAUCAAUUGACUAAAAACACGUGUUUCUCAACACAGUGUGUGCACGUUGCAUAACACAAAAUUUGCUGCAGACUGGGAGAAGCUUUUACCGUUUGCAAUAAUAUAAAACAAUGUUUAGAUAUUAAACAGUUAUACCUAUUUCAACAGAUGUAAUUGUUUAUAGUUAAAAUAUCUCAAAACCACAGAUAAAGUCUUUGUUGUGUAACUUCACCAAAGAUUUUUUUUUUUACAGUUAAGUUAGAAAGUAAUACACAACAAUGUAUCCUUCCAUUAGCUGUUAUGAAACAGAACCUGUGAAUCUAACAGAUACAUGAACACAUGCUUCAGUAAUUUCCGAGGAAAACAAACUAUUCGUAGUAAUGUAACAUGUUGCUAGAGGCAGCACCUGGGUAGGUUGCUUAAUGGGAAUUAAAAGUAAAAUACAUGUGGUAUGGCUAUUAUAUUUUGGUAUGUCAUGUACUAAAUUUCUGUAAUGUGUUGUGCGCUGUGCACAUAAGUUAUGAGUGGCCAGUCUGUAGUUGUGCAUUUGUCCUACCGCAAUUGCAUCUUGUGUAUUUUCAAGUAGACGUGUAUGCGCUCAUCCACAAAUAUUUCAAACCUAACAUUGAAUUUUUUACGCAAGUAUCAUGUACUCAUUAUCUGUUAUACUUCUAACCAAACUCCCAAAAACUCUCAUAAAACCAGAAAUCACUUAAUUUUUACAAACCGUUAAUGUUACUGAUUUUUAUAUUUGUUUAUAUAUAUAACAUAAGUUUUUUAGUUCUCUCAGCAAACCUAACAUACAACAUACCAGCAAAUAUAAUGCAACACAUAUUUUUCAAAUAGGAUUUACGGCUAUGAAUUUACAUGUUAUGGUACGUUGAUCGCAGUUCAGCAAAAAAAAUUUUGCAUGACAAAAAAGUAAUUCUGUUUACAAAUAUUUUAUAGGAGUACAAUGUUUGCUUUAAAUUUAAAAAAUAUAUUUGAAUGACUCAUUGUUUUGAUUCUCGGUCAAUACAAUGGCCAGACUAUGUAUUCUAAACAGCAUUAGAAUUUUAAAUUUUUGUUUGUAGGAGUCUUGCUGAAAAUUUGUAUUUGAACACUUUAACCUAAUUUUAUAUCCCAAGUGAGGGUGAAGAUAUAUUUAAGUUUGUUAUUUUGUUCAGGGGGUACAAAUGUAAAAGUGUUUUCUUUAAAUAACUUUUGUCAUGUAACAUUAGUAGUUAGUGAAAUUGUUUUACUAUAAAUUGUAUUAGGAAAUAAUUGUAAGUAAUAAGUUUAUCAACCAGCAUGUUAGUUGCUGUGUGUACAUAUUUAUAAUGCUUUGUGGUAUUGCAUACAUACUUACUCUGUCUGUCCAUCUAUCUGUUUACUUUUAGUCGAAAUUCAUCAUACAUUCUUACUUGGUUCGAAAGUACUUAUGGCAGUUUUCACCUGUUCUUUGUCUUAUCAUUUUGUCCACAGGUUCAAAGAGAAUAUAGCAUCAGUAGAUUAAAAAAUGUAUUGUAUUAGUAUUGAAGCUAACAUGUACAUAUUUUACAUAGAAACAUUUUUGUAUGAACGUAAUUCCAGUGUGAAUAGUGAAAUUUGUCAUAAUAAAUGUUGAAAUAAUUU